CUACCUCCUGGCUCCUCUGAAGAGAGGCCCAGGACACCUGUUGCUGAGGGUCCAGGUCGUUAGUGGCUCCUCCCUGGAGCCUUCAGGCUGGCUAGGUUGGGAGUUGUGUGCAGCUUUAUCCACAGCCCUAUUGAAGCAGAGAUGACUUCAACUGCCAGACCUAAGGCACACGUGGCCGCCGGAGCUAUCUCAGCAGCUGAAAAUGAAGGACCCUCCAGAGCCCCAGAAGACCCCCACCCGGGGAGUGACAUCAGUUGGGGAGCUAUUAAUAACUGCCCUCCCCUCCCUGUCAUAUUUCCUGAACUGUGUGGGGAAGGCGAUUGUGAGGCGCUCUGCUGGAAUUUGGCAGCGCGGAGGCUUGGAGAGCAGCCCCAUGCUGGCUCCUAUUCAGCCGGCCAGUUUUCCUCGAGCUUUGGAAGUUUCACUCAGCCGUGCACUCAAUGGCUUCACAAAGCUGAUUACAAGCUUCAGCGCAUUCCUGAAGGAGCCAAAAGCGACGCAGGUGCAAACGAGCCGAGGGAGCCCCUUAUCCCGGUGACAGAAUGGGACAAGCUGGGAAAGGCUUGGACCACACAAAUCCAAGGCUCACCAGGCAGCAGAGAGCCUGCCUUGGGAACCGGGGGUCAUUAUCCGUGCUAUUCAGCGGGGCCGGGGACCCCGAGGCCGGGGAGGCCAGCCGGGCGCAAGCACUACCGCCAGUGUGCGCCUGCGGCAGUAGGGACCCCGCUGGGGGCUGCAUCCCACCGGGAUUUGGGGCGCUGUGUUUGUUCCCACAGACAGUAGUCCGUGAAAUCUAUCCUGUUCGUCAAAGCUGGUGUCCGCGCUAAGGGGGAUACAGGAGAACCA
Molecule: messenger RNA, 846 nt
Organism: Phodopus roborovskii (desert hamster)
Lineage: Eukaryota; Metazoa; Chordata; Mammalia; Rodentia; Cricetidae
Exons: 2
Coding region: 142-783 (213 amino acids)
Source: RefSeq, a predicted model, not a curated record